This is a messenger RNA of Mycena indigotica, 1977 nucleotides long. RefSeq lists its product as uncharacterized. The record is from RefSeq and is a predicted model, not a curated record. The coding region runs from base 1 to 1977 and encodes 658 amino acids. NCBI's taxonomy places the organism in Eukaryota, Fungi, Basidiomycota, Agaricomycetes, Agaricales, Mycenaceae. The transcript has 5 exons.
AUGUCAACCUCGCGCCGCGUGCAAAAUAAACACAGACCAAUCCUCGGGAAAAGCCUGAGCGCCCCCGUGCCGCGUACGGCUCGCAGUAAACGACCAAUAUCUACACAAACGCAAAAUUCUGACGACCCAUCCGACUUCACGUCUCUCUCCGACUCUGCCCAAUCUCUACGGCGUGUAACUUCGCCGUUCGACGCAUCAGAAGGAUGUGUCUUUAUUCUGCUCUCCUUGGACGGCAAUGUUGUACCUUUGGAUGAAGGGGGCGAAAAAAUCUGGUGGCCUGCUCAGCGUGUCCCUUCAAGCUCUGGGCAGUACAAAAUCUAUGGCCAAUUCGGUGUCGCCUCGCCAGAAGCCGUCAUCAUGCUGGUAGGCAACACUCAAGUAGUCACCGCGACCAAACCCAACGGAGAAAUCCGUUUCCCUCACCCGCAAUACGUAAAUGCAGGCGGUGCCAGGAAGCGCCAAAAACUCGACAAGACUGUUCUGGAGGAAGCGUGGAUGAAGGCUGUUGCGUAUUUGAUACGGGACAUGGACGACAGCCUCCCCUCCCCCGAGUUCAUCACCAGUGUUCGGCACAUUCCGAAAUUGCCCGAUCCUACUGGGCAGCCAGCCAAACAGAAGCAAACCAAAGGCAUUUCCAUUUCGGACGACGAGCUGUCAGAGCUCUCUGAAACAGAAGACGAGCCAUGGAUUCCUCCUCCCCCAGACUGGACGCUCACCAUACCAGGGGAGCUCAUUCUUGGUAAAGAAAGGAAGCUGGACCGACAGUUCUGGUAUGCCAAGGUGCUCGAAUAUGUUCCUCCACCGGCGCCGGACAAGAAGCCAUUGUACAAAGUGCUUUGGAUUGACAGUCAAGAAGGCCUAAUCGAGCGCGACUGGUUCUUUGCCUGUGAGGAGGAUGGGUUUGGGACUUGCACUGUGGGGAAAUUUGAGAGUCAGAUUGUCGAAGACGUUGCUGAUGAAGAGGAUUCCAAUGACGAAGACCUACUGGAGCAACUUCUGCGCGAUAUUAGUCCCGAGCCAGACCCGGGGCCGUUGCCAGAUGGACUGACGUUUUCGGACUUGGACAUUCGUGAUCAGUUUGUGCAUACCAAGCCGGUGCUGCGCGCGAUACUCCAAGAUAAAUACCCACCGGCAAAGACCGCACAUGACAUGUUUAUUGCUGGGGGCAAGAAGCGCGAGGCAGUCGUGAAGCAGGCCGGCGAGCAUGGGAUGAUGAACCCCAAAGACGUCACGUUGCUGCGACGUUUCUUGGAGGAGUGGGUCUUGAGAGGCUUAGUAAGACGGAGGGGAGACGACGAAAAUGAGGAGCAAAGUGAAGCUUUGCGAACUCCUGCUCUUACCCGGUCACCGUCACCGCCUGCAACUGUGGCUGGCGAUGUCGAUCAACCGUUGUCUCCUGCAUCAAUUCCGCCCAGCUCAUCGAUGGUCUCUGUGGAUGUGUAUCUGCCCUCCAUCGUCCCCCCUUCGAGUCUCGACGAAGACGAUAACCACAUUACCAGCGCUGCCCGAGGAAACAGCUUCGCCUCAGAAUCCAGUGGUACCGUCGCAUUUCCUCCCUUGUCUUUCCAACUCAAGACUGAACAGAUCGAUAUUGAGCCGCCUUCUUCACCGCCCAAGCCCACCAUUUCCUCCACCUGUUUCAGAGACGGUUCCAUAGACAUGGAGCUCGAACUGUCCCAUGUCCGCACCAAACUCGAGGGCGGCGACGACAUAUCCUCGCCGCCUCUGUCGACACAGCUCUCUGCGACUGCCAGCUCAAAGUCACCCAGGCAAAUUGGCUGCGCGGCAUACGAGGCAUUGUCGCCGUUUGAGAAAUACGAUUAUUGUCUGAAUGUUUUGCUGCCCGAGCUGCUUAUCCAGAUAUACGCAUGGCGCGCGGGAAAGCGGCCGGCGCUAGAGUUGCUGGACGAGGCGACGGAGUCGGAGGUACAUGAGUUUGGCGCGGGGGAAAAAGGCGAAGCGGGACUGGGUGUUUGA